GGCCUAGGCGGCCGCAGCGGCCCAGAAGGAAGAAGAGGACGGUGGCUGUCAGAAAGGCGGCUUCGGCAAUGAACUUGCCUGGGACGGCAGAAGCGGAGGAGGACUUGGCAGCUGUCUCUUCGUGGCGUCCCACUUGCUAACGGGACAGGUUUUGACAUGGCAGGGAGGCAUCAGAAUCGUUUUCCUCUUCCAGGAGUUCUUUCGAGUGGUCAAGCACAUUCAUUUGGAAAUUGUACAGACAGUGAUGUGGUGGAGGAGGAUGCUGAAGUUUAUGAGCUUCGAUCCAGAGGGAAAGAGAAAAUCCGAAGAAGUACAUCAAGAGAUAAACUUGAUGAUGUUAUAGUAUUAACAAAAGAUAUUCAGGAAGGAGAUACUUUAAAUGCAAUAGCCCUUCAGUACUGUUGUACGGUAGCAGAUAUCAAGAGGGUUAACAAUCUCAUCAGCGAUCAAGACUUUUUUGCCCUUAGAUCUGUCAAAAUUCCAGUAAAAAAGUUUAGUUCAUUGACUGAAACACUUCAUCCUCCAAAAGGAAGACAAUCUUCACGCCCUUCAUCUAUCCAAUAUGUUCCAGAACAACAGGAAAUUUUGUCACUUAAUGAUUCUCUUUCUUCCAGUGAGUCAGCUGGUAGCUUUUUAAAAGAAGUAGACCGAGACAUAGAACAAUUAGUAAAAUGUACAGACACCAAACGAGAAAACCUUAAUGAAGUGGUGUCUGCCUUAACAGCACAACAAAUACGUUUUGAACCUGAUCACAAAAACAUUCAACGUAAGGAUCCUUAUUAUGGAGCAGACUGGGGAAUAGGGUGGUGGACGGCUGUGGUGAUAAUGCUGAUAGUGGGUAUAAUAACGCCAGUAUUUUAUUUGCUAUAUUAUGAAAUUUUAGCUAAAGUGGAUGUUAGUCAUCAUUCAACAGUAGAUUCUUCACAUUUGCAUUCAGGAGUCACACCCCCAUCACAGCAGAGAGAAAUGGAAAAUGGAAUUGCUCCAACUAAAGGAACAUCCUUUGGCCAACAGGAUGAUCAUAAACUCUAUAGUCACAAUUCUCCGUUUCCUGCUGCUCAAUAUAAAACAUAACAAUUAGCUCAUAAUGAUGAUGUUUAUGAUCACAUGUUCUGGAAUGUGGUGAAUCAGUUAUAUUCAAUAACCACUUCGAAGGCAGAAUUAAGGAAGAUUGAAGAUGCUUGUUUUUCAAUUUUUGAGCCACUUACAAAUGGAUUGAGUACAAAAUCCCUGCAGUUGCUAGUUGAUAAUUGAGAACAGUAAAUCUACAUAUCUGUUUUAUUUAUCAGUGCUUAAGCAGAAAUGAAUUUAAAUAUGUGUCCAGGAAGUUCUCAACUUGGAAAACAUAAUUUAUUUAAGAUUGGUUAAUGUUUAAAUUUUAAGUAGUUUUUGGUUUAAGGUUAUUAAUGUUUAGUAAGCAGAAUACCACCAGAUAUGUGCAACUGAAGAAAAUUUACUAAUGUGAACCAUUAAAAUAUUUAGUUGCAAAAAUGUUUGAUUCUAAAAUUAGAUAGCACAUACUUAAUACUCCAUUAUAAACUUUCUGAAAACAAGUUUAGCAUAUAUGCUAUGAAGAAAGACAUGAAGUAGACACAGCAGUGGGGAAACAAUGUGUAGUGUAUAAUAGAGACUCAGAGAUUAAAUACUAUAUUUAACCCCCCAAAUAAGGUGUUAGUGUUGGGACGUUGCCAGUUGGUCACCAGAACACUGGAUUAGGUAAAGAACCAAAAGUAAUCUGUCUCUUAAAGAAUGCUGCCUCAGCUUCUGAUUUUUAGGCCAUUAUACUUGCCUCUGGUAUUUGAAAGCACUUUUGUAAUUCUUUGAUGAAAAUUGUUAUACAUGUACUGGUUAGCAUUAUUUAGAAAAUAAUUCCCUACAUACUGUGCUGUGUUACAUGUGGUAACAUGCCUUAAUUACAUUUAAUGCCUUAUAAAAUAUGUAAGCAAAUAUUUUUAGAAUUAAAAGCAGGCAUUUUUUCAGACAGUCCAAUGGGAUUUAUAACAGACUAUAUAAAUUCAUCUCCACUUUUACCAUCAAGUGCAAAUUAAUGGGGUUAAAGCAAGUUGUCAUUGUCUGCUUCUGAAGUUUGUUGCAGAAAAUGGUUCAUUAAGCAAAAGCAGGAGUAAAGACACCUUUGACAUUAGCAACAACAGACACAUUAUUUAUUGAGCCCUUCACCUGUUUCUCUGUCCACCUAAGUUGGACAGAGAAGAUGUCCAACUUAGAUCUUUUUUACUUUUUAACUAUAGCACAAAAUUGGGUAACAGAAGCCAAAGUUGUAUGGUUAAAGCGUUUGAUAGUGCCAGAUUUUAAGGUCUGCUAUGGCUCUGCUAGGUAAGCCAUUGUAUAUUGAUUCUAUCAUUUAAUUUCUUAAAGUAUGUGUUUUUAAAAAUGUAACCAAAAUGAUUCAUUAGAAGCUCUGGUGGAGUCUUGGAUGGCCUGUUUCGUGUAUAAUAAAGUACCUUACAAUCUAUAAUACCACCUCAUUUUCUGGGCAUUAUUUCCUAAUACUGUUUCAGCUAUUUGAUCAUUUUAUAUUUCAAACUCCAGUCUUGAUACAAACUGGGGUGAAUAAAUAGUAUGGUAAAUGAGGUUUUAUGUACCUUCAGUAGCAAAGUAUAAAAGACAGGACAGAAGUCAAAUAUUAAAGCCUUUGCAUGUAUUUGAGGACCUUGGAUAAUUACCAAAAAGUGUUUAAAUAGGGAAAUUGUAGCAAAUUGUUUUGUUUUGUUUUUGAAACUUAGUUUAAAAUUUAAAAUAUUGUUUUAAUGUACCUUGGGCAUCUUGAAGAGAGUGGUCUUUCUAAUUUAUGCUCAAUGUUAAUAAACUUGGUCAGUUUACAUUGUAUUUAUUAUGCCUGCUGAAAAAUCACGUUUUAGGGAAGAAACUACAGAGUAUUUUAGGGUAGAAUAGGCCAAAUAUCCUGUGAAGAAUUUUGUUUACAUCAAAUUGAUGAAAUUGCUGAAAGUUGGUGAUUCCUUCUUACUAAUGGUACUUUGAUUUCCAGGAGAAGUUAUUUUUAAAGUAGUGAGGUGUACUAUGUACUUCUUAAUGUCCUGUUCUUUGAAGGAGGCAGUUACCUUUUUCUGUAUGUUGGAAUUAUAUAUUUUUAAUUGAAUUAUAUAAUUCUGUUAUAUUUAGAAUUAUAGAUUCUAAUUGUGUCAUUUUUAAAAGAAAAAAUUCCUAAGCAUUUCAUAUAAUUUUUGCUCUUAAAAAGUACUAAUAUACAUCAAAAUUUGUAGCCAAUGCAGAUUACUUUGGAAAACUUAAUAAAGUAAGAAAAAUUGUGAAUUUUAAUUGUGUUGAAACCCUUAUCUGAAUUUGAGACUUCACAUUAAAAAAUAUAUAUGCAUGCAUACAAGUAUAAAAUUAACAGAACUGCAAAUCAUUGCAUUUGGUUCACUUAAAAGUUGGAGUUACAAGUGAAGCAAAAUCUGCUAUUUUUAGGGGGACAGAUUUUUUUUUUGGCUGGUACAAAUGGUCAAGUUUGUUUUGAACUAAUGAAUACCAUUUACAAUAAAUUGACUAUGAAUCUGCUGGCCACAUUAAGAAUUAGAGACUGCAAUGUUAAAUUAAUUUAUCCAGAGGACUUUUUGUUUAAAGCUUUUCUUUUUCUGGGCUCUAUUUGCUAUUCAGUGUCCUGAAGAGUUGUUAUUGAAAGGAACCGUAAUGAUUCAUUACUUAAUAAUUAGUUCUUUUUAAAGAUAUCUACUUCUAAAAUUACCUACUUUGGAAUAUGAAGGAUACAGUUGGAGUUUAUUUUAGAAAUACCAUGAAGCAAGGGUCCAAAAUGCUACAGGGUAAAGGUGGAGUUUUUUUAAGUAUUUACAUGGUGCUUUGUGAUAAGAAUCAUUUUGAAUUACAACAGUGCUCCUCAGGAAGUCAUCAUUUUUCUUCUAAGUAUGUGCAUAUUGCACUGUUAGGCCAUAGAAAUAACUGAAUGCAAUAUUUAAUUCUUUUUAUAUAUACAAACACUGUAAACCUUUUGUGUAAUAUAUUUUAUAUAAAUGUGAGAUAGACUUGUAAUAACAUUGUUAGCAUGUACAUUUGUAAAACUGGUUUAUAAAUCUUUUUGCCCCUUAUUUUUCAUAUUUUAAAAGAUCUUCAAAAUAAAAUUUCUAUUUUAUUCAA
This is a messenger RNA of Phyllostomus discolor (pale spear-nosed bat), 4131 nucleotides long. RefSeq names its product LysM domain containing 3 (gene LYSMD3). The transcript has 3 exons. Gene Ontology annotation, cellular component: Golgi apparatus. Gene Ontology annotation, biological process: Golgi organization. The record is from RefSeq and is a predicted model, not a curated record. Lineage: Eukaryota; Metazoa; Chordata; Mammalia; Chiroptera; Phyllostomidae. Bases 157 to 1074 code for a protein of 305 amino acids.